This is a messenger RNA of Orycteropus afer afer, 1299 nucleotides long. It is a transcript of the gene ACP7, whose product is annotated as acid phosphatase 7, tartrate resistant (putative). NCBI's taxonomy places the organism in Eukaryota, Metazoa, Chordata, Mammalia, Tubulidentata, Orycteropodidae. Gene Ontology annotation, molecular function: metal ion binding; acid phosphatase activity. The record is from RefSeq and is a predicted model, not a curated record.
AUGGCUAAAUUCAAGAGCUGUGACAGUCACUGCUUCUCACUCCCUCUGAGAGCCGCUCCUUGCCCCAGCCUCCCUGACGCCCACUCUGCUCCUUGUUCCCCAGAUGAGCCAGGUGCCAUGACUGUAACCUGGACCACAUGGAUCCCUACCCUCUCUGAAGUGCAGUUUGGGCUGCAGCUAUCAGGACCCCUGCCCUUCCAGGCCCGGGGUGCCUCAAGCCCCUUUGUGGAUGGGGGCAUUCUCCGUCGGAAGCUGUACAUACACCGAGUCAUGCUGCGGGGGCUGCUGCCUGGGGUCCAGUAUGUUUACCGUUGUGGCAGCGCCCGGGGCUGGAGCCGUCGGUUCCGCUUCAGGACCCUAAAGAGUGGGCCCCACUGGAGCCCCCGUCUGGCUGUGUUUGGGGACCUGGGGGCUGACAACCCAAAGGCUCUCCCCCGGCUGCGGAGGGACAUCCAGCAGGGCAUGUAUGAUGCUGUUCUCCAUGUGGGAGACUUCGCCUACAACAUGGAUGAGGACAACGCCCGCGUCGGGGACAAGUUCAUGAGGCUCAUUGAGCCCGUGGCCGCAAGCCUGCCGUACAUGACAUGUCCUGGGAACCAUGAAGAACGCUACAAUUUCUCCAACUAUAAGGCUCGCUUCAGUAUGCCAGGGAACACUGAAGGCCUUUGGUACAGCUGGGAUCUGGGCCCAGCCCACAUCAUCUCUUUCUCCACCGAAGUCUAUUUCUUUCUCCAUUAUGGCUUGCACCUGGUAGAGAGACAAUUCCGCUGGCUGGAGAGUGACCUGCAGAAAGCCAACCAGAAUCGGGCAGUCCGGCCGUGGAUCAUCACCAUGGGUCACCGACCCAUGUACUGUUCCAAUGCUGAUCUGGAUGACUGUACGUGGCACGAAAGCAAGGUUCGCAAAGGUCUCUUUGGCCGGUUGUAUGGGUUGGAGGAUCUUUUCUACAGACAUGGGGUUGACCUGCAGCUGUGGGCUCAUGAACACUCCUACGAACGGCUAUGGCCAAUUUACAACUACAAGGUGUUUAACGGCAGCCGAGCGACACCCUACACCAACCCCCGAGGCCCUGUCCAUAUCAUCACAGGAUCUGCUGGCUGUGAGGAACGGUUGACUCCCUUUGCCCUCUUCCCACGGCCCUGGAGUGCCGUGCGUGUGAAGGAGUAUGGCUACACACGACUACACAUCCUCAACGGGACCCACGUCCACAUCCAGCAGGUGUCCGAUGACCAGGAUGGCAAGAUUGUGGAUGACUUCUGGAUGGUGAGGCCCCUGACCAACCGGAUGCUGUACCUCUAG